This is a messenger RNA of Truncatella angustata, 990 nucleotides long. RefSeq lists its product as uncharacterized. NCBI's taxonomy places the organism in Eukaryota, Fungi, Ascomycota, Sordariomycetes, Amphisphaeriales, Sporocadaceae. The transcript is spliced from 3 exons. The coding region runs from base 138 to 740 and encodes 200 amino acids. The record is from RefSeq and is a predicted model, not a curated record. Gene Ontology annotation, molecular function: acyltransferase activity, transferring groups other than amino-acyl groups.
AUAGUGAUAAUCGACCGUACUACGCUCAGUUAUCGUCUUAGUAAAUAUUCUCCAUCAAAAUUUGAGAAUUAACUUUGAGUAAUUCUUUUCUGGUUGUUUCAUUCGACUUCAGCUAGCCGGAUGCGUUCCGUCGGUUUAUGGACGGGACUGCAGAUAUGAGCAAGAGGGAAGAGAAUAUGGCUAAAUGGUUUACGCAAGCCAUCAAAGACCCAGCAGCCCGCGUCCUCGUAGUCCGAGACGAGAACAGCGGCUACAUCAUCAGCUAUGCACAGUGGGAACUCCCGAAAGACAAGAAUGAAGUCCCCUCUGCGCUCCCAGAAACGGAGGAGGAAAAAGCGAAAAUCCGCGAAAACAGGGCGGCACGCGUACGUUCUGGUCAGAACGGACCGUUGUUGCAAGAAUGGUGGUCCAAUCUGGACGUGUUACAGACGACAUUCGGUACUGAGCCGCUUUACUACCUCAAUGCUUUGAAAACAAUCCCUUCACACCGUGGUAAGGGACUUGCAUCACAACUUGUGAGGCGGCUCAUCGACGAAGCGGACGAGAAAGGCAUGAGGGUCGGACUUUACACCAAUGGAGACGGUAAGGCAAAGCUUUUGUACGAACGACUAGGCUUUGUGGAGGCCGGACGGUUCGAAAUAAAACUGGGAGACUUUGGUGGAGAAGGCAGACAUCUUGAGCUGUCAAUGAUUAGGAACCCCACGACGGAAGGAGGUAAUGAGGUCAAAAAUGUGAAAUGAGUGGCGUUAACAACACGAGUGGCCUUGAGACAGGAACUGUGUGCGCUCUGCCCUUCAGAACGUGCACAUGGAACAAAGAAAACCCUUUCAUGCUUGUGACUGUCUGGGAUAUCCUACAAGACAGACGAGCGUUAGUAAAGGUUGAGCAAACUAUAACUAUGAGUCCCAAAUGUAUUCUCCGCUUUGGAGUUCAAAAUUAAUAAACCAAUGAUGUCGCUGGUUGCGGGAGCCUCCGGCCUUAGUUUUCGCU